AUCGCGGCCGGUCUCCUUAUAUUUCUAUUGAAAUUUUCAUAAAGGAAGUGAUACAAGUUUUUCGACUCUAAAGUGUCAUAGUGGUCAUAAAGUCAAUCGAAAAAUUAGAAGAGUCAGAAUGACUGAAGCAACGUCCUCUAAACAAACAGAACCACAGAACGAUCAGAGCGAUGACUCUAUGAAUAUUACAGCAAAUGAAGAUAGAGGUACCUCAGAACAAGCAGUGAACGAAGUACCAAUAGCUUCAACAAGUAAGGAUGGUACUCAGCCAGAUUCGACUUGUAAAAGUGAACCUCAGACUUCGUCAGGACGUGGCCCAUGCUAUCGUCAACUUUUCAAUGACACGAAUAAAGAUGGCAGCAACGAUCCAUAUGAUCUAUUAACAUUUUCAGACGACGACAUCACUGAUAAAGACGGGUCUGCUUCAUCGGAUAAUUCUGAAUCAAAUCAUGACGCUGAUUCUGACAAUGAUGAAGUUAAUACAGAUAUUGGUAAUGAAACUGUCAUGAAGAAGAACGUUGGGAUAAAUGUAAUGAAAGAAACUGAAAGUAAAAAACCACAGAAAAUGGUAAUUGACGAUAACAUCGAUUCUAGCGAUGAAGAAGAUUGCGUCCUAAGCAAGUUAGCUUCCAACGAUGGCGGUGAAACGAGUAAAACUAAAGAUGCAUCUAUCGUCCCAGAGGAAAAAAAACCAGACCUCAGUUCAAGUUAUGGAGACACAAAUUACAUCUUAAGCCAGGUAAAGACAACCAGUCAUUAUGGGGGUGAAUGUAGUAAAACCAAAAAUGAAUCCGAGAAAGAGGAAAACGAAAGUUCAAGCGACGAAGAUACAAAUGACAGUUCUAGCUCCGAACAGACAACUUACCAAAAAUCCAAUGAUGAAGGAACUGAGAACAUCUCAAGCCACGCAGAAUCCACUGAUGGUAACGAAUCUACUAAAACUGAAGUUGUACUCCCCACUUCAAGCAAUGAAGGGCAAGCUCAACCUAAACCGCCCCUUAGAAAUAAAGCAGAACGAAAACUGAACUAUACUGUCCCCUUCAAAAAAUUUAAAAAAUUUUAAUUAUCUUUCUAUUACUAUUAAUGUAUCGAUGUGGUGUAGAUAAAAUACAAGUUAAGUUAUUUUCCGUUGUGCAAUGUGUGUAAACAUAAUAUAGUAGAAACAUAAUUUGAUUCUCCUUGAAAUUACGUAGGAAGUUUAAUCAUUGUUCAGUGCACCAACGCGAUGUCGGCCGAAUUA
Papilio xuthus (Asian swallowtail) is the source of this 1240-nucleotide messenger RNA. RefSeq lists its product as uncharacterized. The record is from RefSeq and is a predicted model, not a curated record. The transcript is spliced from 2 exons. Bases 119 to 1063 code for a protein of 314 amino acids. NCBI's taxonomy places the organism in Eukaryota, Metazoa, Arthropoda, Insecta, Lepidoptera, Papilionidae.